UUAAAGUUUGUUGCUUUGAGCUAAAAACUUCAAAUGGGUCGUUUCAGUUUCAGUUUUAAAAUAUGGAACCAACUUGUGCUUUUGUGUUACCAUUUUUCUCUAAUUGGCUCGCAUUGAUUGGACCAUGAAACAGAUCUUGUCAAGUAUUGGAGUUGGCGAUUGAUUAGUGAAAAUGAGAUUGUUGGGCUUUGGGUGUGUGUUGAUUGUUCUAUAUGCCCUUCUGGUUUCUGGGAAAGCUGAGAUUUACAUAGUAACUGUUGAAGGUGAGCCUAUCAUAAGUUAUGCUGGAGGUAUUGAUGGGUUUGAAGCUACGGCUGUGGAAUCUGAUGAGAAGAUUGAUACUACAAGUGAAUUGGUUACUUCUUAUGCUCGUCAUCUUGAAAAAAAACACGAUAUGCUUCUUGGGAUGCUUUUUGAGCAAGGGACAUAUAAGAAACUCUACAGCUAUCGACAUCUUAUAAAUGGGUUUUCUGUUCAUAUUUCCCCAGAGCAGGCAGAAACUCUAAGACAUGCUCCUGGAGUGAAAUCUGUUGAGAGGGACUGGAAAGUGAGGAGACUUACUACACAUACCCCACAAUUUUUAGGGCUUCCAACUGGGGUUUGGCCAACAGGAGGUGGCUUUGAUCGGGCUGGUGAAGACAUAGUGAUUGGAUUUGUGGACUCAGGGAUCUAUCCUCAUCACCCAAGCUUUGCAACUCAUCAUACUGAACCAUAUGGGCCAGUUCCACAGUAUAGAGGAAAAUGUGAAGUUGAUCCAGAUACUAAAAAAAGUUACUGUAAUGGGAAGAUUGUUGGAGCACAACAUUUUGCCCAAGCUGCAAUAGCUGCAGGGGCAUUUAACCCUUCAAUUGAUUUUGCAUCUCCUCUGGAUGGAGAUGGACACGGAAGUCAUACUGCUUCUAUUGCUGCUGGAAAUAAUGGAAUUCCUGUGAGGAUGCAUGGCCAUGAAUUUGGGAAAGCAAGUGGGAUGGCUCCUCGUGCCAGGAUUGCUGUGUACAAGGCACUCUAUAGACUGUUUGGAGGUUUUGUUGCCGAUGUAGUUGCUGCAAUUGAUCAGGCUGUCUAUGACGGAGUGGAUAUACUCAGCCUUUCAGUUGGACCCAACAGUCCUCCUGCAGCCACCAAAACUACGUUUUUGAACCCUUUUGAUGCUACACUUCUUGGAGCGGUGAAAGCUGGAGUAUUUGUUGCACAGGCUGCUGGAAACGGUGGUCCUUUUCCUAAGACAUUGGUUUCAUAUAGUCCAUGGAUAGCAUCUGUAGCAGCUGCCAUUGAUGAUCGUAGAUACAAAAACCAUUUGAUCCUUGGAAAUGGAAAAAUCCUAGCUGGAGUUGGGUUAUCACCUUCUACACAUUUAAACCAAACAUAUACAUUAGUUGCUGCAAAUGAUGUGCUGCUAGAUUCUUCAGUUAUGAAGUACAGCCCCACAGAUUGUCAGAAACCAGAAGUUUUAAAUAAGAACUUGAUAGAGGGCAAUAUUCUUCUCUGUGGAUAUUCUUUCAACUUUGUUGUUGGUACUUCAUCAAUCAAGAAAGUCUCAGAAACAGCAAAGGCCCUUGGUGCAGUUGGAUUUGUUCUUUGUGUUGAAAACGUUUCCCCCGGAACAAAAUUUGAUCCAGUUCCUGUUGGCCUUCCUGGGAUUCUUAUCACAGAAGUCAGCAAUUCGAAGGAACUUAUAGAUUAUUAUAAUAUCUCUACACCAAGAGACUGGACUGGACGGGUGAAGAGUUUCAAAGGUACAGGUAAAAUUGGCGAUGGUUUGAUGCCUAUUCUACAUAAAUCUGCGCCACAGGUGGCAUUAUUCUCUGCUCGAGGGCCAAAUAUAAAGGACUUCAGCUUCCAAGAGGCGGAUCUUCUCAAACCAGAUAUAUUAGCCCCUGGUUCUUUGAUUUGGGCUGCUUGGUGUCCAAAUGGAACUGAUGAGCCAAAUUAUGUCGGCGAGGGAUUUGCGAUGAUAUCUGGAACUAGCAUGGCUGCACCACAUAUAGCUGGAAUUGCUGCUCUUAUAAAGCAGAAGCAUCCACACUGGAGCCCUGCUGCCAUUAAAUCAUCCUUGAUGACAACAUCAACAACUCUAGACAGAGCAGGGAAUCCUCUUCUAGCCCAGCAAACUUCUGAAACAGAAGUUAUGAAGCUGGUCAAAGCUACUCCUUUUGAUUAUGGGAGUGGACAUGUUAAUCCAACAGCCGCCUUGGACCCUGGGCUCAUCUUUGAUGCAGGAUACGAGGAUUAUCUAGGCUUCUUGUGCACAACUCCCAGCAUUAAUGUUCAUGAGAUAAUGAACUACACUCACACACCAUGUAACAAUACCAUGGGCAAACCAUCAAAUUUAAACACCCCAUCUAUCGCAAUUUCCCAUCUUGUGAGAACUCAAGUUGUCACCCGCAGUGUCACAAACGUUGCCGAGGAAGAAACCUAUGUGAUCACAGCCAGAAUGGAACCAGCUGUUGCCAUUGAAGUCAACCCUCCUGCAAUGACUAUCAAAGCAGGUGCAUCUCGUCAGUUUUCUGUGACACUCACAGUUCGCUCAGUUACAGGAACCUAUAGUUUUGGAGAGGUUUUAAUGAAAGGGAGCAGAGGGCACAAGGUGAGAAUCCCUGUUGUGGCCAAUGGAUUCCCACGGUAGCUUAGUUUGUUCAGCAAAGGAAAGCAAUGCUUGUAAUAUUCUUUGUAACUUGUGGGGGAAUAAGGUUUGGCGCUAGAUUUAUUCAUCUAAAAAUAUGAUAUAAUAUAUAUAUAUAUAAUAUUGAAUUAUGAAUAGGUGUAAAGGUAAGCAGGUCUAAGGGGGGUGAUUCCCUAGUUUCUUCCACGUAUAAAGUUU
This is a messenger RNA of Gastrolobium bilobum, 2821 nucleotides long. RefSeq names its product subtilisin-like protease SBT2.5. Bases 173 to 2626 code for a protein of 817 amino acids. NCBI's taxonomy places the organism in Eukaryota, Viridiplantae, Streptophyta, Magnoliopsida, Fabales, Fabaceae. The transcript is spliced from 10 exons. Gene Ontology annotation, molecular function: serine-type endopeptidase activity. The record is from RefSeq and is a predicted model, not a curated record. Gene Ontology annotation, biological process: proteolysis.